Molecule: messenger RNA, 1263 nt
Organism: Fibroporia radiculosa
Lineage: Eukaryota; Fungi; Basidiomycota; Agaricomycetes; Polyporales; Fibroporiaceae
Exons: 6
Coding region: 1-1263 (420 amino acids)
Source: RefSeq, a predicted model, not a curated record
AUGAUCACUCAUCUCAAUUACUCUGCGUGGAUUACCUGCGACGGCAGGGAGAUCAUCGAGUACGAACCCGUUGUAAACAUGCAAGCGCGUAAGAUAUCGUGCUGGAUUCCAAGCGAAGAGGGGAAGUCGUUCACGGUGCACUGGCGCGACCAUGGUAACAAUAUAGACACUGCGACCUAUCUCAAACUGGAUGGCCAUUCAGUUCCUGGACGGUUCCUUUACGGCAGAGGCGAAGCGCAUCGAUCUGCUGUACGCGUUGCUCGCGAUCUGGAGAGGCCAUUUCUCUUCAUCAAAGUCCUGGAAGAUACAAAACCCACUGUUGGUAAGAAUGGCACGAACGAUGCUGGUACCAUCGUUGUCAAAAUCAAACGCAUCGUACGAAAGGAUACGCGUAACUCCAAUGCUCUUGUUCAACCGCCCCCUCCGGCUCGGGAUAGACCAUCAAAAGACGAACCUUGCGUUAGUUUUGGCGCAGAGAGACAGGCAUUCAUGCAAAUGGAGUCCACUUGGUCUGUUCAGCCUUACGACCCCCAAAACCCGGGAACGUAUGUUACUUUUGUCUUUCGUUAUAGGUCCCGUGAGUUUCUCAUGGCUCAGGGGAUAAUGUCGCAAAAGGCCUCGAUAUAUAGACCUCUCCCACUUGUGGCAUCAAGUAGCGUAUCUGUUCCGGCCCCGCUACCUGCCUCGGUUACAGGUCCAGAGUUGACACCCCCGGUCACACCAGCUUUGUCUACCAAGUCGGAGUCAUCCCUUUACUCCAUUGGCUCAAGUCCUGAACCGACGCACCCCAAGUCGUCGUUUCAGUCCACUGGUCGAAGCGUUUCAUCGGGAAAUCAUCCUGCAAAGCCUUCCAUUAAUCCACUCAUGAAACCCCCUGUGAACCAUGCAACAAGACCUACUAUGGUGAACUUAGCCGCAAACCCUUCUGUGAACUCACCCACACACCCUCCGUUGAACCCGUCUACGAACCUAUCUUUGAAACCAACCAUGAACAGUCUCGGAUAUCCUUCUGUGAGCCCUCUGGCACGGUCCUUCACAAGCUCGGCCACGACGACCGUCCGAAAACUUGGUCUAUCUGAGAUAAAACCCCGAGCCACUUCUGACCCGCUAAUACUCCAGGAGCGUCAUCUCGUCCGAGACAUUUCUGAGUCCCCUGAGGUCAUCGUCAAGACUCAAACGCCCAGUCCUCCUGGAUUUACUGUCCCUCUUGUGUCUCCGCCCACGGAAAGUCCCAGCGACGACCCUCGUGUUCGUCGCUCCUGA